Cladophialophora carrionii CBS 160.54 is the source of this 1152-nucleotide messenger RNA. RefSeq lists its product as uncharacterized. The record is from RefSeq and is a predicted model, not a curated record. The coding region runs from base 1 to 1152 and encodes 383 amino acids. NCBI's taxonomy places the organism in Eukaryota, Fungi, Ascomycota, Eurotiomycetes, Chaetothyriales, Herpotrichiellaceae. The transcript has a single exon.
AUGGCGCUCGCUUACGAUAUCGCGUUGUUGAGUGUGACUGGCGUUACGGCCCAAACACAAUUUACAAGGUUCGACGAACGCUGGGAUGUCCCGAUGCUAGCAAAUGGCAAUCGGACGCAAGUCUAUCGCUCCUGGCUCCAUGGUGUAGGAGGUCCGACUGACGAGCAAUGGAUUGCUGUCAAGAGGAACUGGAUAAACUUCUUAUCCGCGACGAGCACGCGGCCAGACGCGACCCUCGCCCCUGCCCCAAAGGCCACCCACAUUGACAACCAGCAAUCACCAGAAGGGGGGCAUGAUAUCGAGCGCUUUGAUCACGAUCGCCGUAUCCGAGCCUCCAUCCAGGUCGCCAUCUUUGAUACAUUCGACCGCGAGGAGCGACUAGCCGAACGUUGGCCGCGCCAGGCACGACUCGUUCUCAAUCGUGCGGCGCGCCCAGCAGCAACCCAACCGUUCCGGGCGUUGCGUGCCAUGGCAGAUUUGGGCAAACGGCGGCGUUACCAAGCUGUCUGGGCAUCACUGAUCUGUUUCCUGGUGUUUGCUCAUACCAACUCGGGUAUGCCGGAGGACAUGGGUCUGCUUUUGGCUAAACAUACGGAGCAUGAAGUGACCGACAUCUUGCGAGCAAUUGCUACCGGUAUCCAGAGCGAGCUCGAUGCUGCUGUGCGAGUACUUUGCGUCAACAUGAUCACGGACCAUGCACCGACUGCUUCGAAGAAUCCUCUCUUGUGGUGGCUAACCGUGUUGGUACGCUCGGCCAUCGACCCUUUGCAGGAAAUGGACUAUAUCAGCCGUGGUCGUUUUCUCAUGAACAUUUUGUCCAUGGACCUGGAUCUUUGCGGCCGUUUAGAAGCCGUACAACAUUAUGCCAAGGUAUUGGUGUUGGACAAAGCGUUGGAGCUGUGGAGACCCUGUUCGGACGACUGGGCCCUUCGGGUGAAUCGAGACUUGGGUGCGGCGAACCUGGAUUGGUUGGACGACGAGACAGAUCAGCGACCGUCCAACGAUGGGGACCCCAGGAACUGUGACUCGCCGGCUUGGCGGUCCAUGCUUGAGAAUCUGAAUCGCUGGGCGAUGGCAUUCCUCAGUACGCGGAGGGACAUUGACACUGUUCUGGGCGAGGUCGGAAAACUUCUUUCAACAGAAGAGUGCUGA